AUGGGUAGUUGUUAUUCAGGGUCCCUCACUCACUCACUUGUCUUUAUCUGCUUCUUCUGCAGCUCAGAAGUAGUUGAGAGCGAUUUUGAAAAAAAGAAGUUGAAAAUGGAAUCAUCUUGUGCUGAUCAAAACAGUCUGAAGCUCCAUGCUUCUAUGAGAACCAUGUUCAGGAUCCCUACUAUAGAGGGAAAAAUGCUAGAUUUGCAUCUCCUCUUUGUCCAGGGAACUAGUCGUGGUGGUAUCAAAAAGGUAUAUUCUGACUUUGCAACUCUUGGUUCAUUGGGACCUGAUAAAGAACACCUUAAAAUUCUCAGAUACAAUCUUCAUUUACCAGAAAUAGAAGCCGCCAUGCCCCAACAGCCACAGAGGAUAGUAACAACAUUUCUUGAAGCACCAUCAAUAGUUUUUGGUUUCGUUGAUGGCAAGUUUGAGAGUGAAUAUCUGAUUACAGUGAAGAUUGGAUCUGAGGAUUUUAAAGGUGUUCUCUAUCAUGGUCCAAUGAACUAA
This is a messenger RNA of Lycium ferocissimum, 507 nucleotides long. RefSeq names its product high mobility group B protein 10-like. The record is from RefSeq and is a predicted model, not a curated record. Bases 1 to 507 code for a protein of 168 amino acids. Lineage: Eukaryota; Viridiplantae; Streptophyta; Magnoliopsida; Solanales; Solanaceae. The transcript is spliced from 4 exons. Gene Ontology annotation, molecular function: DNA binding.